Messenger RNA from Aureobasidium vineae, 2280 nucleotides. NCBI's taxonomy places the organism in Eukaryota, Fungi, Ascomycota, Dothideomycetes, Dothideales, Saccotheciaceae. The record is from the annotation of a GenBank genome assembly.
AUGCUCGCCGCCGCCUUUGCGCAAGCGCGUACUCCCAGACUCUAUCUGCAAUGCCGCCAUAAGUCGACCCUAUCGGCUAUCAAUCGUACCCUCGACCAGUCCAUCCGGAGAGACCGUCGCAAAGCCCUCGAUGAUCUGAGCAGACUCAAAGACGAUCGUGGGGAANACUUCCCAUGGCAGGACCGCGACAAUCGCUCCAGGUCAAACGACUACAGCGACCGUCCAAGAUCAAGCGACUACGGACGCAAUAGAUCUACCGACUACGAGGACCGUGAGGACAGACGCACGCCGAGAAGCAGAGACUAUGCUAGGAACUCCGACAACAAUGAUCAAGGCUUCAGACGGAACCCCGUGAACCACCUUCCUCAUGUACGCGCCGCCCCAGAGUCUGGUGACAGAGAUGCCGCCUUCGUAAUUCGCAAGACUAACAGGCUUCCUGGGNGUUAUCCUGCCGGGAUGAACAACAAUCCAAAAUAUGAUAUUCUAAACGUCCCUUUCACCGACAAACACCACUUCACUCGAGAGAACUGGAACAAUCUCAUGGCCGCUGUCAAGUUAGCCGAAGAUAAAUAUAUAUGGGCUCUGCCAACGCGCCCUUCUACCUUGCCCCGAUUCAACAAAGACGAGCCUGGAGCUGUUCUGAAAGUCAAACAACAAUUGAAGAAAACCUUCAAGCAGGAUUUUGCUGCUGUUGAACCAACUCUGGAGCAGCAAAGGAAGGAAUGGCUACGCGUGAUACAACAUGUUGGUGACGCUAUAAAGAAUGCAAAGUCAAACAACAUAUUUAUUCCCGGCAGGCGUUGGUUCGAAGAGAGCGAUCCCACAAGUGCUGUCAAAGCCUCCACCUACCCUAUACAACCACCAGUUUCCUCAACACAAGGUGCCACUUGGGAGAAGGAUCUCGAAGAAAUAUCUGUUCUGAACAAGGACAGGCGUUCAUGGCUCAUCCAGACUGUCGUCUCCAGGAACGCCGCUGCCAUUAUCAGCGGUCAGGAACUUCGUCAUAUGGAUCUCACAGCUUUGCCCGAGCCCCCAAAUCAGCCAAGCAGGCCGAGGNAAGGAGACGAAGAAGUGCAGAAGAGCACCGCUGGGGAAGCAAAAGAAAGAAGAAGGUUGGAAGAAGAAAGUCGGCUCGACGACGAUCAACUCUUCUCCCUCGUCAACAACAACAGAGAAAAGAACAACGACAGAAAGAACAAGUACAAAGAGAUCCAGGAGCCUAGGGACAGAAGAGACAGAGACAGCCGAUCAUCACCACAAUCAUCUCGCGACGACGCGGAUGCCUAUGUCUCUAUCCCAUACACGACAGCUGCCUCGGAGUUCCUGUACGGCUUCAACGUCGUCGUUGCAGCUCUCACGGCCAAGCGUCGUCAGAUGUACAACCUCUACAUCCACGAUCGCGCCAAGUCCGACCCUGCAACUAACAGAACCAUCAAGAACCUCUGUAGACAAGCCGGUGUGAAAUUCACCGAUGUCGAUGACUCCUUCCUCNCCAAGAUGGACAAAAUGGCCCAAGGCCGCCCUCACAAUGGCUUGAUCCUCGAAGCCUCAACCCUAUCAACUCUACCCACAAAAUCGCUAGGCAAGAUGGGAGUAACAGACAUGGCUAUCCCCAUCGACCUAGCCGACCAAANNAGCGCCGAAGAAAUAAAAGUAAACGGCAACCCCUCGAGCAUUCCCUUCCACUACACCCACACAUGGCGCAAACCCCUAGUUCUCCUCCUCGACGGCAUCCUAGACCCAGGAAAUCUCGGCAACAUCCUACGCACAGCACACUUCUACGGCGUCGACGCAGUCUCANUCUGCACAAACACCUGCGCACCCGUAAACCUGCCCAUUGUCCAAAAAGCAGCUUCGGGCGCCGCAGAAGCAUUAACCAUCCUCUCCAUCCCCACACCCGCAAACUUCAUCACCACAUGCAAGAAACACGGUUGGGCUAUCCAUGCUGCUGUAGCCCCUGACGCCACCUCUGCGAAGUCGGCAAAGGGCAAUUUGGUCACUUCAAAUAUGAUCUCGCCUUUAUCAAGGAGUCCUAGUAUCCUUAUGAUUGGCGCUGAAGGCGAAGGUCUUCGUGCCAAUCUUGCGACAAAAGCGGAUGCCAAUGUAGGUAUCAGGGGUUCUAAACCUGCUCGUCCUGAACUCGAUGUUGGGGUCGACAGUUUGAAUGUUGGAUCUAGUGUUGCUGUGUUACUAGAGGCUUUCUUCAGGAAACCUGAUAAUCUUGAGGAUAUACCUAAGGGUAUGGUGAGGGAAGGCAGUGUUGCUGGUAGAAUUGUAUAA